This is a messenger RNA of Populus trichocarpa (black cottonwood), 2318 nucleotides long. RefSeq names its product peptide chain release factor 1, mitochondrial. The record is from RefSeq and is a predicted model, not a curated record. Gene Ontology annotation, biological process: translational termination. The coding region runs from base 1057 to 1581 and encodes 174 amino acids. Lineage: Eukaryota; Viridiplantae; Streptophyta; Magnoliopsida; Malpighiales; Salicaceae. The transcript is spliced from 6 exons.
UGUGGUCUUGCUCGCAAAAAGAAUGGAGGGUGCAAUUCUCCCGAAGGAAACGGUGAAAAAUAAAAGCCGUGAAAAGUAAAAAUCAAGGGUAGUGUGGUGUUUCUGCACAGCAGCGAGCGGCGAGGGUGCAGUGGAUCAUCGUCGAGCGGCGAGGGUUCAGUGGAUCAUCGUUUCCUUUCCUUUGCGACUUAUGAAGAAGGCAUAGGAGGCGAGACAGACUGCAUCACUCACUCACCCCAUUUCACCUCCUCUUGCCAUAGAAAGAAAGACCCAUCAAUCACAACUAGUACAAAAUGAGAAGAAUACACGGAGGAGGAGGAGGUUUAAGUGGUGUCCGAAUCUGCAGCAGCUCAUUCAAUCUGGGCGGCGGAACCGACCAUCCUUUCUUCUCCAAUCUGAAGUUGCCCAACCUUCUCUCCCCUUUUCUCGCCCUUACUCUACUGAAGAAAAUCGUGUUUUGUUAUUCUCGAAUGAUGUCUCCUCUCCGAUCUCUUUGUAUUUUGAUUGAAGACAGCCAGAAGCCUCACCGACUGAAUUUUCGAGGGCGAAUAAAGAGCUCCGGAAACUCAGGGGCUCCAUGGACCUUAUAACAUACCCCAGGACCAAACAGAAGGUACUGUUUUUGUUAGGACCACAUUUAAGAGGAAAUGUCGGCUUUCGGCUUUCAUCAGUAACUAGAGGAAGCAAACAUGCCAUACUCUAAUAAUAUUGUCUUGUGUUUCAAGGAACACCAUUUUAAUUUUCGCCGAGGGUGGCGGUUGAAGUUUCAGCCAUUAGAGUGCCAAGUUCCAAAAUGGCAUGCUUUUGCAAUGUUUCUCAAUUAAGUAAACUCUUUAACCAAACUACUCAAUAAAAGAUGCCAGUCAUUGCAUAUGCCUUUAUAUCUCGACUAAACUUCAGGGGAAGGAAAAAAACAAAGGGUAUGCUAAUUAGUAGCAAUUAAUUUAACAACAGCAAAUACUUGCUUCGAACGCGAUUUACUGGUUACUUUGAGGGAAGGGGCAGUGUAUGGGGUUUGCUUUUUUCACUUUCUAGGAGAUUGAUGGUCUGAGAUCGAUGAUGGCUGAAUGCCCAGAAGAUAAAGACGUGCUUGAUAUGGCAAACGAGGAAUUGAUUCGAGCCAUGGAAGAAGAGAAAAGACUGCAGAAUUUGUUGCUGAAGUCAUUACUUCCCAAGGAUGAUGCUGAUGAGAGGGACUACAUUUUGGAGGUGGGAGCAGGAACUGGAGGGGAAGAGGCUUCUUUAUUUGCGAUGGAUAUAUUCAAGAUGCGUGAGAGAUUCUCGCAGAAGAAUGAUUGGAAAUUUGAAGCGGUUGAUAUAAUGGAGUCUGAUUUGAAAGGAUACAAGGAAGCUAGUGCGGCAAUCUCAGGAGCUGAUGUUUUUGGGAAACUCAAAUUUGAGAGUGGAAUUCACAGAGUUCAGCGUGUUCCAGUGACAGAGAAAUCGGGGUGUGUUCACAUGAGUGCUGUGUCUUUUGCUAUCCUUCCUCAAGCUGAUGAGAUGCUAAACUCUGUAAAUGAUAUCCAGAAAUAUGUUAUCAGGAAGAUUCUGAAAAUUCAUCACUUGAGGGUUUUGUGUUAGUCUCUAAGCAUUUAUAAUGAAGAGCAUGGUGCAUCAUCACGCUGUCCUCUAUAACUGGCAAUUAUGCUCUUUGGUCAUUAUAGUAUUUGGAAGUAUCAAUACAUCUCAUUUCUGUUCUCGGAUGACCCCUUUUGAUGUUUCAGUUCCAAUAUGAUUGGAUUUUGGGACUUGUUUUGAUUUGCUGUAUUCGGGGCUUCUGCUGCUAGACGUUCAAUUAAGGAAUGAAGAAUUGAGAAUUGGCGCUUACAGGUCUGGUGGUUCUGGUGGCCAGCAUGCAAAUACCACCAACAGUGCUGUUAGAAUAACUCAUCUUCUGACCAGGAAAACUGUUUCCGUACAAGAUGAACGAUCCCAGCAUCUGGUAAAGGACUCUCGUCAAUUACACUUUCGGCUUCUGAGUGUUUGGGAUCUUUGGUCGCUACUGGCCUCUCUUUUCAUUUAUUUGAGAUAAUCUUUUCUUACGAUUGCAGACAUAUUUCCCUAGUUUAAAAGUAGAUUCUUAUUGAAACUAAUGGUAAUUGAUUAAAUAGCAGAGUAGAAGAUCUCGUGAUUGAACCGCAAAUAACAUUCGAAUGGAUUAAAAACAUUAAUAGCCAUGUAGCAUUUUCAAACACACUCUAAUGUCAAUUUCUGCCUUUGAAAUUUUGUUAUCCAGGUCCCAUUGGAGGGAUGAAUUCUGGGUUGUAUGUAUUUCAAAUCACACACUAAAUUGCUAAUAGUAGCAGUGCCUUUAAUUA